CCGAGCUCCGAGUUACGAGUUCGGAUAUUGCUAAGCAACGACAUCUUUCCAUUUCUGUCGCCUCACGGUCUAACCUAGCCCUCUCUAGCUCCUCACUCCCGACAUGAAGCAAUGGACGCAACGGCGGUUGCUGCUUCAAGUUUCAAGGGCUUGCAACUGUAGGCCGGGGGACCGAUCGAAAAGUGGCGGAGGUUGAAAUGUACGAUUGAGGAUUCCAUGUGGCCCUAUGUAGGGUUGCUUCUGCCGCCAUAUCGACAGAUCUAUUCUACUUAAGGGUAGCUCCCGGUUAACAAGUUGGUGUGCUACUCUGUCGGUUUCGACUCCCUCCACUAUGGUGUCUCACACACUUUUAUUUUUACUGGCAUCUUCAGUCUAUCUUGGAGUAUUGGGUCAAGAGCCUGAAACUCAGGCAAUCGAUUCGAACUUAGGGAGUGCUUGCUGCGAUGCUCUCCGCGCUGCGCUGCCAUCCUUGGUCUUUGCACGCGGUACUCCCGAAUAUAUAACACGUCACCAGACGUAUUACUCCCUCCAGCAACAGGAACUGUUUCCGAAUUGCACAGUCAAGCCGAACUCUGCUCAGGACGUUUCCCUUGUGCUAAAGAUUGCGAAAACCCAUCAAUGUGUAUUUGCGGUCGCGUCCGGUGGACAUAUGUCGUGGAAAGGGUCCUCCAACAUCGACGGUGGAUUUGUUAUUGAUAUGAGGGCUUUGAACCAGAUUGACAUCUCUGUCAAGGACCAGACGGUCAAGUUGGGACCCGGAUCACAGUGGACAACUGUCUACGCUGCCAUGGCCCCAUUCAAUGUAACUACCACUGGUGCCAGAAUCAACUCCGUGGGUGUCGGUGGCUUCCUUUUGGGAGGUGGUAUAGCAUUCGCAUCUGUUACCAAAGGUUUUGCCGCAGACAACGUCUUCAACUACGAAAUCGUCCUCGCGGACGGAUCCAUAACCACCGCGAGCAAGACCAAGAAUGCGGAUUUAUUCUGGGCACUGAAACUCGGCAGCACGAACUAUGGUAUCGUCACGCGGUACGACAUGACCACUUCCCCAUCGGCUGUGAUAUGGGGUGCUGUUAGCGCAUACCCCAUCACCAACCAAAGCGUAUCGGAACUUCUUUCGGAUUUCCAGACAUACGGACACGAUACCAAGAAUACUAAAAACUUCAAAUCAGUCGCUUUUGCUCAAAGCGGCGGUGUAGGUUCUCUCUCGACGGUUCAGGCCAAUCUCGAUGGGAUACCUCAGCCUCCUGGCACGUCUGUCGCACCCUCUGUUCAUGCGGAGCUCGUGGGCACUACUCAUGACGUCAUAGACCAAGUUAUCGCAGGUGCACUCGCAGCCACGGCCCGGGCACAUUGGUUUACUUUCACGACCAAGAUCGAUCAACAGUUCUUCAAAGAUCUGUAUGCGAAAGGCGAUCAAAUCUUCAAGCCAUUGAACAACCGGGACGGACUUAGUUGGUUCAUGAGCUUCCAAUCCCUCCAGAAGAGUUACAUCGCAAAAACAGCUGGCACCCCGAUCUUCAACACAUUGAAUCAGUCGAACGAUGAUCUUGUCAUUAACCUUAUUCUUGUCACUUGGACGGAUCCUGCUGAUGAAUCCGUCAUGAGGAAAGCAACCGACUCCCUCGGCAAGUGGGGUGAAACCGAAGCUCGAAAGCGUGGCCUAUUGAACGACUUCGUAUAUUUGAAUUACGCCAAUGAGGAGCAGCUCAUAUACACUCGUUCGGUCACAAAAGACGAUCUGGAUAAGAUGCGCACGGUGCAAAAGAAGUAUGAUCCGUCAGGAAUGCUCAACAAGCUGUGGAGGGGUGGCUAUAAGUUACCGAAAGCAGGCUAUAACGGUUUUGAGACGAGCGCAGCAGUCCAGGAAGAACAAGAUGGCUUAAUUACCGCCGGACAGAGUGACGAGUUAUGAAUGGGAUGAAUGGUGAUGCAACAUUUUGGAUUUUUACUGUUUGGUAUCUCGGAAAGUUGGAACAAAACAAUUAGGGGGGCCUCGGGUGCUAUUGACACACCAGUAAUAUAACGGUAUUCUUAUUCUUAUUACAAUAUUCAUGAUGAGGUACUCCCAAACUCUUCUAUGCUCGGUCAGCCGUCCUCC
This is a messenger RNA of Marasmius oreades (fairy-ring Marasmius), 2098 nucleotides long. RefSeq lists its product as uncharacterized. The transcript has 6 exons. Gene Ontology annotation, molecular function: FAD binding. The record is from RefSeq and is a predicted model, not a curated record. Lineage: Eukaryota; Fungi; Basidiomycota; Agaricomycetes; Agaricales; Marasmiaceae. The coding region runs from base 332 to 1912 and encodes 526 amino acids.